Condylostylus longicornis is the source of this 2305-nucleotide messenger RNA. RefSeq lists its product as uncharacterized. The coding region runs from base 204 to 1307 and encodes 367 amino acids. The transcript has 6 exons. The record is from RefSeq and is a predicted model, not a curated record. Gene Ontology annotation, molecular function: protein binding. Lineage: Eukaryota; Metazoa; Arthropoda; Insecta; Diptera; Dolichopodidae.
UUCUAUUCGGUUCAAUAAUAUGGAAAAGAGAAAAUUAAUUAAUAGUUAUCUGAUUUAAAAAAAAAUAUUAAUUUGUAAAGUAUAAAAUUAUUUACUAUAGUUAUUAAUAUUAAUUUUUAGUAUUUACUUGAGUAGAAAUAUUGUAUUUAAUAAAUAGCAAAUGCGAGCCUUUCAUCACAAAAUAAAUUUCUAAUGAUGGGAGAAUGUCUUCCAAUGUCGUUUCUAUUUCUUCUUUUAAUCUAUUAUUUUUCACUCAAGUGUUAACAGUUUUAACAACCACCACAAUUAAGUACAACGAAUAUAUAACUGAUAAAGGAAAAAAUAUUUCAAUUUCAUGUAAAGCGACCGGUUCUAAUACAAUGUGGGUUAAACAGAAUGGAAAAAAGUUUGACAUUGUUCAGGAUGGCUCUAUACUUUCUUUGACAAAUGUUACAAAAGCUGAUACCGGUAUUUACAUGUGUCUAAGUUCUGAUUCGAAUGAAGAUAUACUUAAUGAUGAACAAAUUUAUGUGAACUCAUUAGACGAAUUAGACUUAAAUAAUAAUUCUUAUACAAAAUCUUUGUCAUUAAAUUUAACAGUAAGGACAACACCUGGACCUGUUUCACAGCUUUAUUUUAAGGCCUCAACAAUAUUAGGGUUUUUAAUUUGGAGAUUUAAUAAAUCAAAUUCUGGCGGCUAUCCGUUACGUAGUUUUACAGCUGAAUACAGAUAUAUACCCGAUAAUGUAACUGCAGACAUAGAUUCAAUUGAAUGGAUAAAACUAGAUCCCAUAAAUAUAGCUCCAAACGUUAGGCAAAUGGAAGUUUACAAAUUGGAGCCCAAUUCUACUUAUGAGUUUAGAAUUUGGGGAAAUAAUAAAUUAGGGCCGGGUGAAAUUGUAACGACGAAUGUAACAACUUUACCUGAAAUGUCAGACGAAGAUGUAUUGCGGCUAAUUAUAAAAGAUCUAGAAAAUUUUGAUGUAAGAAUUUGGAUAGCUGCUGUCGCCUUAGUUCUUGGUGCCCUUGUAAUCCUAGCUAUUGGAUUAACAGUCACUUUGGCUGUAGAAUGUUAUCAAUAUCCCUCACUUGUCGAUUUUGAAGAUGGUUGGGGAAGUACAGAAUUAGUACCGAAUAUAAUUUUAAAUCCUGGAUUUUGUGAAAAUGAUGAUCCAGAUGUUCCUUAUACAAGAACAAUUAUAUUUGGUGAAGAUGAUGAAAGUGAAGGUUAUGAUUCAGAUUCUCAGUCAUCGAUGGAAAAACCAAUGGAGGUUUUCAAAAGAAAAGUUUCAAUAUUUUUUACUGGGCAAACAAUGAGACGAAUUUGAAUACAUACAUUAUGUACAUUUAUAUGUAUUUCUGUUUAAAUAAACUUACAUUUAUGUAUUGUUAAGAAUAUUUUUUAAGCUAAAACUUUUUUAUUACGUAUAUUUUUAUUUUUAAAAUUCUAAUGAUAACAAAAUGUUCUUUAUUUCAAGUUUAAAAAUCUGUAUGAAUCAAUGUAGAUCAAAUAUAUGUAGUUAAUUUAAACACGUUUGGAAUUAUGCCUAUAUAAUUGUUAUAUUGGCAAUGUUAUAAAACAUAGGAAGUAGGUUUAAAGUAAAAAAAAAAAAUACACAUGGUUAGUAAAAAGAAAAUAUUGUGGUUUACGAUAAGCAUUUUAUUUUAUAUUUUGUAAUCGUAGUACGGAUGAAUUCUAGUGUUCGUGUAUUAAAAAAAAAGAGUGCCUUGAAAUUUAUCGAUAUUUUUAAUUGAAUUAUUGAUUAUAAAAUGCAUUAUAGUACAUAAUAUAUUUAAAAUAAAUUGGCAAGUUUAUAAAACUAAUUCGAAAAAUUCCUUGCUUUUUUUAAACAUCAUACCCAUAUAGCUAAAUUAAUUCGUAAAUUAUUUUCAUUUAAAAUUCAUAUUUGUUAUAAUAUUAGAGAAUUUUAAAUAAAACAAUAAAUUAGUAAAAAGUUUAUUUGUUAUAAGUGUUGAAUACCGAUAACCGAUUAUAAAAUUUAUAAUCGAAAGAUUAUAUUUAGUUUAAAAUGAAAUUAAAUGUCACUUGUAUGAAAAUUGUAUGAAGUUUACUAAUCACUUUAAAGUAACAUUUAAAGUAAAAUUAAACAUAUACCGUCACUAUUAUUUUAAUACAUUUUAUUCUAAAAGUAUUAAUUUGUGAUUUUUAUUUGUGCGUUUUUGUAAAUUUUGUUUUUUGAUAAAUUGCAUGCUACUCAUUUACUUUUACCUUAUACAUUCAAUAUUUGUUUCAAAUAUUUAAUAGUAUAAAUGUAAAAAUAAAUAUGAGUUUGCAUAUUUCAUAUAGACAGUAAAUAUUAUCGCA